AGCAUCGUAAUUAUUCGUUAUUUAGUGUUCAAGUAGUGCAGGACAUGAGGCCUAUGCACCUAGUGUAAUAAUCAGUAGUGUGUUGUACAUGAACGUGUUUACAGAUAAACCGUCUUCAAAGUCUUCAGCAUUAACCGAAGAAACACUUGCGGUAUAAUGUUAUAGCUUUCUGAACACUUCAUACCGAAGGGCUUUUACUGCUUUGGGGCUUAACGCUCUUGGGUUCGAUCAAGAAUUUGAAUUCGUCGGUUCCCCCAAAAAGAAAGAAAAUAACAGCAGCAAGUUGAAGAACGUACCCUACAAAUGGCUAGGAAAGUUCACUUGAGAAUCUGGAACUCUGCUGCUUUUUUGAAACGAACCUGGGAUGAUGGAGCCGCGUACUGCGACCGACUUGGCGGGGAGCUCUUAGUGAUAGAGACAUCGGAGGAGAAUGAGUUCAUCUACGGGAUACUGAAGAAUCAAACCAAGACGUGGGCGUGGCUGGGAUGCAGCGAUAGAUCGACCGAGGGGACGUGGCUGUGCUACGCGGCUGCCAGCGAUUUGCCGUUCGAAAACUGGGCAACCGGUCAACCGAACAACGCUAACGGUAAUGACCACUGUCUGGCUUUUCACAAUACAGAUGGUAUGUGGUCCGACUCGAAAUGCGAUGCACAGCUAGUUCACACUGUAUGCGAAACCACCAGCAUCCAAGAGGACGAAGGCGUCACCCCUUCUUCAUCAGCUACUCCCAUGGCUUGCUACACUCUCGGCUCAGAUGGCCGCCUGCGAGUGUAGACCUCCCCUUAGCCUUGUCCAUUAUUCUGAAUGAGACUAUGCUUGCCUUGCGAUGUCAGACUAAAAGUCUCAGUUUGACGACAUUCUCUUAAACUCACUGACUCAGUGACUAAGUCAGUCAGUAAGUCACUAGACUCAGUCAGUGACUCAGUCAGAUGUAAGUCGGAGGAAAUAAUUGCACAUCAAUCAAGGAACCAACUGUACAUGAAGAGUUAUCUCUAGAGCAAGAUGGAUUCCGAGAUUCAUCGAUUGGACCUUUCGUUGUUUUCUCUAAACAAAUGGCUUAGACUUUACGAAAGUCUUUAGGCAAACUGUGCCGCUUGAGAAAAUAUUAUAACAUAGCGAUUUACAAAUACAUGUAUUGACAAAAGUUUUCCUCAUUUGUGCGUAUGGAAUUCUUUAUUUCCAUUAUUCUUUUAUUUCGAACACCUUGAAAUACGCCAAUUGUUCAGCGUGGAUCUGUGAAUGUUUUACAUUGACUUAUACUGUUGUUUUGUCUUGAAAAUCACUUGACCUCUAACCGGAAGUCAGACAUUGAGAAUAUUGCGCUUUGUCCAUUGAAUACGGUAGCUUUGUAGCAAGAUUGGUUUCACAUGACUGACCAUGGGACAGAACCAUGCUGAUUAUCACACACCACAGGACAUAUAUGAUCCAAUGUGUUCUCAGCGACAAUUUUCUUAAACUUUUAGACAAAGUGGGUGAUAGUAAAAUGGGACGGAAAUUCAUGACUAAAGAACAAGUAUCUCCCUUAUGCACUGGGCAUAUUGGCAGAUUUCUAAUUAUGUACAUGUAUCAAACCAAGGGGGACUGCAUUUGAGAGACUUUACAGUAGGAACGCACUCUUUCACAACUGGAGCAACUACAGAGUGAAAUAUAUCAACAUCAUCACUAACAUCUUUAUAAAAAUCUAAAACAUUCUAAGAACAAUUGCAAAAUUUGGUCAACAUGAGCAACAAAUCAGCCUCAGCAAAUUGUAAAAAAUUCUGUUCUGUCUACUACAAAGACGUUUUCUCUAAACCAACAAUCAACAAAAUUCUAUUAUUUUUUUUGAUUACAAGUCUGUAACAGAGUACUGCUGUCGGUAGCAGCUAUAGUUUAUAUUUGUCCAUCAAGUCGUAACAUAAUUAUCUAUAAUUUUCAGGUCAAAUAGGCCUGUCAUCAUUGAUAUCAACUCCCUACAGGAUGAAUAUUCACUGCCCUCAGCAAGUCAAAGUUUGCAGUUUACCCAAUAGGCAGCUCACUUUUUAAAAGCAAUUUUUUUUUAAAUUCUCCAUCUGAAAAUAGCAUGUCUGUGUCUGACAUUACCUAACGUACAGACACCAUGGCAUGUUUCUAAAUUUUUAACUUUAUGUCAAACUUCAAAAGAAUCUUGUUGAAAGAUUAGCUGACUGUAACUUGAACUGUACCAACAUUUCUGGAUUUUUUUUGUGUCUAAUUAUAAUGAAAACUGAUUUUCUUCAAACAAACAAUAUUUUACUGUAAGGUGAUAUUACAGGAUUUAAUUUACUAUAAGGUGAUAUUAUAGGAUUGUAAUCAGAAAACAAAUUACGUACGUACCGCAUGAAUAAACAAAUAAAUGAGUUUGAGCCACAUAUUUAUGUUA
Messenger RNA from Patiria miniata (bat star), 2377 nucleotides. RefSeq names its product perlucin-like. Gene Ontology annotation, molecular function: signaling receptor activity. NCBI's taxonomy places the organism in Eukaryota, Metazoa, Echinodermata, Asteroidea, Valvatida, Asterinidae. The transcript has a single exon. The record is from RefSeq and is a predicted model, not a curated record. The coding region runs from base 304 to 774 and encodes 156 amino acids.